This is a messenger RNA of Nannizzia gypsea CBS 118893, 639 nucleotides long. RefSeq names its product nitroreductase. Lineage: Eukaryota; Fungi; Ascomycota; Eurotiomycetes; Onygenales; Arthrodermataceae. Bases 1 to 639 code for a protein of 212 amino acids. The transcript is spliced from 3 exons. The record is from RefSeq and is a predicted model, not a curated record. Gene Ontology annotation, biological process: cellular response to oxidative stress.
AUGGCGGCGUCGACGGAGACAUUGAUCGGACUGGCCAAAUCAAGAAGAUCCGUGUAUGCUAUCAGCAACACCAGCACCGUGCCAGACUCUCAGCUCGAGCAGCUUGUCCACGAUGCAAUCAAGCAUGUACCUAGCUCCUUCAAUACUCAGACUACUCGUAUCGUCCUGCUUCUCCAUGACGAGAAUCAACGGUUCUGGGAUACCGUUGAAGGCGUGUACAUGUCGAUGGUGGCCAGCGGUAAAUUCCCCGAAGACAAAUGGAAGGCUGGCACAAAGCCAAAGUUGGAUAAAGUGAGAGCGGGUUACGGGACUAUUCUCUUCUACGAAGACCCAACGGUGAUCCCGGGGAUGUGUGCGAAGUUUCCACAGUACAAGGAGCAGUUCCCCAUAUGGGCUCAUCACAGCAAUGCCAUGCAUCAAUACUUCCUGUGGACCGCGCUCGAGUCUCUUGGAUUGGGCGCCAGCCUGCAGCAUUACAACCCUAUCAUUGAUGCAACGGUUAUGGAAGCUUUCUCACUCCCAUCGGACUGGAUAUUAGUUGCACAGAUGCCGUUUGGCGUCCCUACUGCACCACCAUCCGAGAAGUCCUUUAAUCCUGUUGAGCCGAGAGUGAGGGUAUUCGGGAAGCAAGAGAAUUAG